ACAGAUUUCCUUGUUUAUUUAUUAAAAAAAUAAUAUCCAACUAACCUAAAAAUUGUGGUGGGUAAGAUUUCAGAUUACCAACAGGUAUUUUAGUAGACACAUUUUCCAAAAUAAUGACGGACGCAGAGGAUGAGAAACCAUUUUAUAUUGAUCGUGCUAAGACUGGGAGAUCUUCUUGUCAAAAAUGCAAACAGAAAAUAGAUGCUACUUCAUUAAGAUUGGCUAAGACAGUCUUCAAUCCAUUUGGAGAUGGAAAAAUGAAACAAUGGCAUCAUGUCGAAUGUAUGUUUGAGAAAUUCAAAAAGCAGAGAGCCAGUACGGUUAAGAUAGAACAUCCAGAUGAUAUUGGAAACUGGGAUAACAUAAGUGAUGAGGACAAAGAAGAAAUUUUUGGUUAUCUUCCUGACAGUGCUCGCAUACCUAAAACGCCAAAAAAGGUCGAUACCAGCAACCAGAAAACUAGUCCAAAAAAGACUCAGAGUCCAAUAUCCUCGAGUGCUCAGUUGUCAGCUGUGUCCAGUCAAGCGCCUGCUGAGGCCAGUAAGAAGGCCAGCAAAGAUGACUUGUUCAGGGAGUUCAGGCGGCUGUGUGCUGACAUUGCCAAUGCUAGCAGCUAUCUCGCCAAAACCGCGCGCGUCAAGGAGCAGUUCACCAAGGGAGCGCAAGGCGAUGGUUUUAAAGGGGAUAUUAUUCUAUGGUGUCGCCUCUUGCUGCCUGGCUUUAUCAAGCGAGUGUACAAUUUACGGUCUAAACAGCUUAUAAAACUUUUUAGCAGGCUAUUUAAACAGAAUUAUGAUGAGAUGCUCGUAGACCUUGAGAAAGGCGAUGUAGCUGAAACGACUAGAAUAUUUUUUGAGAAGAGCUCUGUCUGUAUUCCUUCGAAGAAAAGUCUUCUCACUCUGCAGGAAGUUGACGAAUUUCUUGAAGAUCUUACAAAACUAACGAAAGAAGAUGAUCAGUUAGCACAUUUUAAAUCUAUUGCUGGAAGUUGCACUUCAAAUGACCUCAAAAUGAUUGUUCGACUUGUGAACCACGAUCUGAGAAUCAAUGCCGGAGCAAAACACAUAUUAGAAGGUGUUCAUCCAGAUGCUUAUCAAGCUUUCCAGGCAUCACGAGAUCUGCCUUCUGUUUUGAAUAGGCUGUUGAAUGUGCAGCCGCAGACAACUUGCAGCUCCCAGCAGCCCAACACAAAGGAUGCUUCGGCCAUUUCCAUUUCGGUCAUGACUCCAGUUCUACCAAUGCUGGCUGAAGCAUGUAAAUCCGUUGAACAAGCAAUGAAGAAAUGUCCGGAUGGGAUGUAUUCUGAGAUCAAGUAUGACGGAGAAAGAGUUCAAGUGCAUAAACAUGGCAGUGAAUUUAGAUAUUAUUCCCGUAGUCUUAAACCUGUAUUGCCACAUAAGGUGAAUCAUUUCAAAGAUUAUAUUCCGAAGGCAUUUCCACUUGGCAAUGAUUUGAUUCUUGACAGCGAGAUUUUAUUAAUUGAUAUUGAGACCUCCAAACCUUUGCCAUUUGGAUCAUUGGGCAAACACAAGAAAAAUGAGUUCAAAGAUGCAUGCGUCUGCUUAUUUGUUUUCGACUGUCUUUAUUAUAACAAUCAAUCCCUAAUGAAAAAACCUUUGAAAGAACGCAAGCGUAUUCUACGUGAAAACAUGAAAGAAAUACCAAAUCGAAUCGUGUUCUCUGAAAUGGAGGAGAUAAGUGAGCCGAAAGAUCUUGAAAAAAUGAUGACGAAGGUAUUUCGACUUGGACUGGAAGGCCUGGUUCUCAAAAAUGUCAUGGGAAUUUAUGAGCCUGGCAAACGUCACUGGCUGAAGGUGAAAAAGGAUUACCUGUUCGGAGGAGCAAUGGCCGACUCGGCUGACUUGGUUGUGUUGGGCGCAUGGUACGGAACAGGAAACAAAGGUGGUAUGAUGUCGGUGUUCCUGAUGGGCUGCUACGAUCCUCGAAUGAAGCGGUGGGUGACAGUGACCAAGGUGCAUGGAGGCCACGACGACAAGACACUCGAGAGUCUGCAAACCGAACUGGACAUGGUCAAGAUCAGCAAGGACCAGACCAAAGUGCCCGAUUGGCUCAACUGCACUAAAACCAUGGUGCCAGACUUUGUUGCAAGAGAUCCAAAAGCUCAGCCAGUGUGGGAAAUACAGGGAGCCGAGUUUACACAACAUGAGGUUCAUACAGCAGCCGGCAUUUCUAUUCGUUUUCCGCGAGUCACUCGCAUCCGGUCAGAUAAAGACUGGCAGACAGCGACCAGUCUACCAGAACUCAAGGUGCUGUUCAAGAAAUCGAAAGAAAAUUCCGACUUCACACUUCUUGGUAAGCAGAGAUCACCUAGUCCAUCAACAUCUUCUGCAGUCAAGAAGCCUCUUCCUCCUUCUCCGACUUCGUCCAGUUGUUCGCCUGCUAAAAGACGAAAGCAAGAAGUUUCCGACGAUGAAGACAUUCCUCCAAGAGAUAUAGAGCGUGGCCGAAAGAAGCGAAAGCCGGACAGUGAACCGUCAGAAAAGGAGAAGAUUAUGAGAUUCAAUAGGAUAAAGAAGCCUCUUCCGGAUGUCUUUGUGGGUGUGAAACUACAUGUUUCAGAAACAGCAAGCAUUGAAGACAGAAGGCUCCUGGAGAGAUAUUUUGUAGCUUUUGGUGGGAAACUAGUGAACGGAUCGUUGGAAAGAGCGACACACACCGUGGUCUCGGAAGAGGGAGAAGGAGAGGACUGCAACGACAUUUCGGGUCAGCCCAUUGUGGUCGACUGGCUGUGGGACUCAAUCAAAUUGAAAAAGCUACAAAAUGUAUCCUUAUACAAACCAUCCUGGGUCUCAUGAUUCACUAGCUGAUUAUUUAUUCGAUAAUAAAAUUGUUAAUUUAUUUGCCAACUACCUAAUUUAUCAUUCAACUACACUGAAUAUAAUUCAUUCUCAAAUAGUUGAAUUCAAAUUUCAAAGAAUCGCUUUAACCUUGUCUUAAAAAGAAUUAUUUGGAAACAGUCGGAAUUUUAAAAUUGUACUUUAAAAAAUAGCAAUUAUUUUUAAUAAGGUACUAAGGCCCGGUUGCACAAAAGUCAGUGAAAUUUAAAUCGUGAUUAAUUUCAUGAGAACCAAUUAGAGAAGACUUUUUCGAGAAAUAGGCUUCUCUAAUCGGUUCGUGAAAUUAAUCACGAUUAAUCUACGUUUCACCUCUCUCUCUCCAUUCUGUCUCUGAAGAAGUUGAUAUGUUCAAGAUGAACAGUCUUGUCAGCAGCCUACCUUAGUAGGCGACCAAUUUGUCAUAUUUAAUAAUGGCGAAUCUCACAUCUUUUCUUGCUUCCAAUCUUUUUCUCUCUUAGACUUCUCCUAAUUCGUUGAAAAUCUUCCUGAUAGUCCUCUGAAAUUAAGAUAUUCGAGCCUUUAAACUUUUUACUGUUUUCCAGAAUUCCUAUUCUCCUUCUCCUUCUAGUAAUUAAUGAAAGUAGAAUAGGUCUUAUAUAAUUUCCUUUUUCUCCUGAUAGAAUCCACCUCGAUAUCAUCUAUCUGAACAUUGAGUUUUCUUUGAUCAACUCAACAACUGUGCAGAACAAAUCUCUUAAGAGAUACUUUAUUUGAGAGAACUUUAUUAGUUGAAUUGCUUUUAUCUAAGAUAACUUAACGAGAAAAUACUUUAGAGAAAUUUUCUUAGUUAAAAUACUUUAUUUAAGAUAACUAAAUUACAUCUAAAUAAAUAGCUGAAAAGAUCAUUCAUUCGGUUUUAUAUUAAUUCAUCUCACUGUUUAACUUAACAAGAUUGGAUUUAUGAAUAAAUAGACCAUGUCUAAUAUAAUCUAAUUUAUGGUGUCAACAUUUCAUUCUUCAAACAUUCAACUAUAAUAUGUAAUAAUCUGUUAGGUUUAAGACUGAGAAGAUCAUCCAAUUCCUUUGGCAAGUUGUGAAAAUCACCAUAGAUUGCUUUGGAAUGCAUGCUGACUUGAACAACCUGAGAUAGACGUAUGAGGCAGUCAUCAAGUUUUUCGUGCGAUGUUCCCAGUUCUAUAACGGUUUUUAUUCUCUCUAUGAUGAAAAUAAAUGUGCUUGCUGGAAUCAAUUUCCUGUUGAAGCCUUCUCUCAACUUCACUAACGAUCCACAAACUGAAUUAUGCAAUUUCACAAAUAGUUGUUGAGAUUUUUCGUUGUCCUCGUAAAGAGACGAUAGCACAAUCCAUUUCACUAAAACUGGAUAAGGGGAAAGAGUUGAACACAUUGUUUGACCAAUUGUCGUAGGCCUAGGCUGUUUGUUGUCAACAUCAAUCAUAGAUGUAAGCUGCGAGCUGUACUUUUCUAUCCAUUCUAUGAGCACUUCCAAGAUAAUGUUUGGUACGUUUGUCCAUUUUGAAGUGCCGUCUAUCCGACCAUACAUUUCAGUUACUGUUCUUAUGAAAAUAUUACAAAACGUGGGAACGGAUAAGGGUAGCGUCUUCAAUUUACCAAUAUUAUCUGGGUAGAGGAAUAUGAAAUCAUAAAUGGUGCGAUCCACAAUAAGAGAACAAAAUUCAGAAGUUACUGAUAACUGACACCCCAGGAUUGAGGUUAGAAAUAAAAUGUCUGCGUUAUCAACUGAUAUAGCCAUGGAAACUAGCUUAGCAAGUAUCUGCCAUCGUUUUGAAUGUUCGGCACUGAAAAGAGUGAGAAAUACAGCUAUCUUUGUAAUGUUUUCUGAUGAAGAGCUGAAAUAAUCGAAUAAAUGAAUUAGAAGUUUGAAUUGUUGUGAGUGAUAUGAUGGGUUGUAGACGAACAGCAAUUGUCUUUGGUUAGCGGCACAAUGAGUCAGUUCGCAAAUCAUUUCACAGGCGCGGUUCACAUGGAAAGCUCUCUCUUGGCUGUUUGUCACAAAUUCCUUCAUUUUAUUAACAGCUUCUGUAUCAGAGUAGGAAGACAAUACGUUUUUCAUUGAUGUUAAAAUUUCGUCUUCCACUUUUGAAAACUGUAGUUCUCUUGUUGAAAAAAUUGAGAGUUCAUUAUUUCUAUCCAUUUUUGCGUUUCUAAAACAAAAAAUAGCAUUAUUCAAAACCUAUGUGAAUCAGAUUUAGGUGUGGCUUUUAUAGAAUAUAAUUUAAGAAAAAUUCUACUCUCAGAAAGCUCUAUCAAUGUUACGUUUUCUAUAAUACAAAAAUAUUAACGGAUUUCCUGUUAAAAAAAUCAAAAGAACCAUUUAAGCAAUAAAAAAUUGACAGUUCUUCAUAGUCAAUCUGAAAUUAGUAUGUAAGAUUUAAUUUGCAAGAAAUGUGCAUUAUACAGAGUGUUUUUAAAUGAAUAUCGGGGUUUAAACAACUAAUAUUUGUUACGAAAAUAUUUAUUCUUCCGGUCCGUGGAUCGGUGUGUUACUCAGAAAGGGGUCCAUUUGGAGAAUAGUAAUAUUCUUGAAUAACAAUUUCAAAAGUGAAGCUGUAUGUUUUUCAUCAAAAUUUAUGACAAUUAUACGAUGAUAACUGUACACUGUAUUCCGAAUGAUGAAAAAAUGUCAUUUGAAAGAAAAAUUAAACCUUCCUAACCUACCUUUGAACCUUCAAAACAUCAUAGUCCAGUCACUAUAUACAUUGGUGAUUGCAAUAUAU
This is a messenger RNA of Nilaparvata lugens (brown planthopper), 5554 nucleotides long. It is a transcript of the gene DNAlig3, whose product is annotated as DNA ligase 3. The record is from RefSeq and is a predicted model, not a curated record. Gene Ontology annotation, molecular function: DNA binding; ATP binding; DNA ligase (ATP) activity. NCBI's taxonomy places the organism in Eukaryota, Metazoa, Arthropoda, Insecta, Hemiptera, Delphacidae. Gene Ontology annotation, cellular component: DNA ligase III-XRCC1 complex. The coding region runs from base 114 to 2816 and encodes 900 amino acids. Gene Ontology annotation, biological process: lagging strand elongation; double-strand break repair via alternative nonhomologous end joining; DNA biosynthetic process. The transcript has 16 exons.